GUGUUCCAUAAGUGUUGCUUGAGCUCCGCAUUCUCCUUGUGGAAUGCCAAGACAGGCACAGGUCAAGCUGGUUCAGCCGCAUAUCAUAGUUGCAUUUGGAUUGGGACGAAAAAACUCGGAACCCCUCGCCUGAUCGAGGAACAGACGUGGGAGGUGGAAAGGUUUAAAACAAUAGUUUGCCUUGUCGUCUUCAGAGGAUCACUCAGAGGCCUCCGCUGUUGAGCAAACUGUCCUUCCUCUUAUCCGGAAACCAACGGAAAGUGAUCAAAAUCUAGUGAAGGUUGUCAUUCUUGAACGAGGGAGUUGAAUAUCAAUCAAAAUGACCUUCUGGCAGGAGAAUUACCACUUCAUCAAGGAUGUCUAUGACAUGCGUCAUCAGAAGAUGCUUGAGUGGAUGGAAAAUGUGGAGAAGGCAAUCUCCAGGAUUAUGGCCGACAAAGUGUACACCUCCGCCGAGUUCAAGCGUGAGCGGGACAAUUUUCAUGCCUUGUGCAAAGAUCUGUACCGCGAGGAGGUUAAGAAAUGGCUACAACAGAUGCUAGAAAUCCUGAUGGCGGAACGGGCCAAGGAGGAGAGGAAGGAACAGAUUUCCAAGUUGGAUGGUCUGAUUGAAAGGCACGAGAACUUGGUACCCAACGUCAACCAGACGCAGAUCAAGGUUGACUUGUAUUGGAAGUGCUAUGCCUAUGGCGACGAACUGGCACCUCACAUAGAGUUCUUAGACGGGAUUAUGCUCAGCUCAACGCGAGAAAUUGCCCCCUCUUGCGUUGAGAAUGUAGAGGAGCUCAUUGAGAGGCAAGAAAAGGCCCUCAAUCAACUCGAGACCAAGCGAAAUGUGGUCAAGGAGCUCAUUGCCAAGGGCAAGGCCCUUUUGGAGAACCCAGACAAACCCAAAUUCUUGGAUAAUCAUGUCCAGCGAAUUGAAGAUGGUUGGGAUUUGACCAAAGACAAGGCCACUGCUCGUCUUCAGUUCUUGCAAAAGACCAAGGAUGCUUGGGUUGGCUACGCAGAGGGCUUGGAAGCCAUCGCUGUUGAAUUCGAAAAGGCCGACGAGGAAAUGAAGAAGGUCAAGAAACGCUUCAAUCUUCAAUCUGCCAUGGAAGAUUUGGAGAAGCGUCAACAAAUCUUUGGCGACAACAAGACCACCAUUGAGAACUUGUACAAGUCGAUCCAAGACAAUUACGAAAUUAUGACCAUGACUUUGCCCGACGAGAAGAAGGACUUUGUCAAGAAGGAGGUGAAGGCUAUUACCGACAAGCUUGAUGUGGUGGGCAAAUUCGAGGACAAGGUUAAGAAGAUCGAGGACUUUGUCAACAACCUCAAUGAGUUCAACAACAGUCUGAAGGGAUUGGAUGAAUGGAUGAAUAAUGCUGAUUCUCAACUGAAGGACAUCAAGGACGCUUCCGACAAAAUGACUCCAGAAGAUCGUGUUUCCUACACCAUGGAGUUGCAAGAAGACAUUGCCGGAAAGGUCAAGAUUAUCGACGAGAACAUUGCUAGGGAAGAGGCUCUUCUUCCUCAAGGUGACAAGGUUCCUCAAGAUGCUCAAGACCACAAGAACGAGCUCAACAGAAUCAAAGAGUUUGUCCUUGCUCUCCAGAAGAAGGUGAUCUCCGAGUGCGAGCAAUAUUCAGAGGAUGUCAAAUACUGGGCUGAAUACAAGACCGGCAUCAAAGAGUUCAAGCCCUGGUUGGAGACUUAUGAGAAGAAAUCGACCGAAGGCUUGCACAAGCCCCAGACCUUGGAUGAAGCUAAUACCAUGUACAAGGCUGUCAAAGAGUUUGCUGAUUCGUGCCAGAAAGAGCUCAAGGUUCUUGAGACGGCCACUGCUGCCUCCCUCAAGAUGACCACUCAUCACGAGGCUGAUAGCGAGGUGGCCGAACUCAAAGAGCGUUAUGCCAAGGUCAAGGUUGUCGCUGAUGAAUGGAUCAAAAAGGUAGAGACUCUAGUCAAAGAAUGGCAACUAUUGGACUCCACCGUUAAUGAGCUCAACUCUUGGGUUGCCGAGGACCGCAAGGAUAAUAACGAGCAACAAUUCUCCCUCGAGAAAAUGGAGUCCACCCUUGGUGAGCUGAAGAACAUCUUCAAGGAGAAGGAGAAGCUUGUGGAGAACCUCUAAGCCUAUGAUGGAUGCAUCAUUUGGCUUUUCAUUUGGACACUUUGGAACACCACUGGAGGACCCCGACUAAUUGGAAAUGGAUUGAUUAAUAUUUCUUAUUAUUUUCGACACGCACUAUGAAACUUUAUACAUUUACCGCGACUGGACACAAACCUAUAAUUAUACCAUAUUUCUAUGACAAAGAGUAACUUUUCAUGGAAGCAAUCUGUCAAAAAAGCAGAUUUUACGGCGAGUGGCCCUGACCUUUCUCUGCCAAGUUGCCUAACCUUCCGGCUCUUGUCCAAGGUUUUCCCCGGGCGGGCUGCUGGGGCGCCAGAUUGAUGACAGCCCUUUUGAAUAAUUCACAAAAAGUCCCCGAAAGGGCUCAGUCUGGAAAUCAACUGAUGAGUCGAAGAAUCUCCUUUUUUUCAUGAUUGCCAGCAUUCAUUCCUCAAUGCAAGUAAAAACAUCAUUAAUCUCGUUUCUUCAUUGUACCUUAGGCUAAGAUAACUCGCCUCGCUAAAGUCUUCUAUCACUGAAAAAUUAUCACUAACUACGCAAAAUAAACAGUGAGCAACUUC
Molecule: messenger RNA, 2679 nt
Organism: Tigriopus californicus
Lineage: Eukaryota; Metazoa; Arthropoda; Copepoda; Harpacticoida; Harpacticidae
Product: muscle-specific protein 300 kDa-like
Exons: 5
Coding region: 320-2119 (599 amino acids)
Biological process (GO): nuclear migration
Cellular component (GO): cytoplasm; nuclear outer membrane; meiotic nuclear membrane microtubule tethering complex
Molecular function (GO): actin filament binding
Source: RefSeq, a predicted model, not a curated record